Molecule: messenger RNA, 975 nt
Organism: Eupeodes corollae
Lineage: Eukaryota; Metazoa; Arthropoda; Insecta; Diptera; Syrphidae
Product: fat body protein 2-like
Exons: 4
Coding region: 89-859 (256 amino acids)
Cellular component (GO): cytoplasm
Molecular function (GO): alcohol dehydrogenase (NAD+) activity
Source: RefSeq, a predicted model, not a curated record
GUAUCAAAAUCAGUUGUAGCCUGCACUGUCAAGUGAAUCUUCUUCUUUGAAUCCUUAAACAAGUUCCAAACCAAAAACACUCUUCAUCAUGAUGGAUCUAGCUGGAAAGAAUGUUGUUAUUGUUGGAGGAUAUGGUGGCAUUGGAAUGGCAACUGCACGCCUACUCUUGAAGAAGAAGAUUGCGAAUCUAGUGAUCGCCAGCCGUUUGGAAAACAAUGAGAACUUACGUAAACUCCAAGCUGAAGCUCCCAGUGUAAACAUCCUUUAUGUUCAAAUGGAUAUUACCAAGCGUCAGAGUAUCGAAAAGGGAAUGAAAGAGAUCGCCCAGCAAAUCAAGAAUAUUGAUCUAUUGAUCAACGCAGCUGGAGUAUUGAUGGAUCGUGAUGUCGAGACAACUAUUGAUGUUAACUUGACUGGAUUGAUCAACACCAGUCUCUUGGCCUUGCCAUUGAUGGACAAAACCCAAAUGGGACGAGGUGGUCUCAUUCUAAACAUUUCUUCGGUUUAUGGUUUGGAACCAAAUGCUGCUCUAGCUGUUUACUCAGCUGCAAAACAUGGAGUCAUUGGAUUCACUCGUUCAUUGAGCGACGAAACCAUUCAACGUCGCACAGGAGUGUCGAUGAUUGCUGCCCUUCCGGGAUUGACACAAUCAGAACUUAUGAUGAACUUGCGAGACCGUACAACUUUGGACGCCACCAAGGAAUUGGCUGAUCAAAUGUUGGCUGCCAAACAACAAAAGCCCGAAGAAGUUGCUGCUAAUCUUAUCAAGGCUAUUGAAACCAACAAAAAUGGAGCCUUAUACAUUCUUAACUUGGGUAACCUCAAGGAAGUUACAUUGAACACACAAUGGCAAUUGUAAACAACAAAUUAAUUGUGAUCAAUCGAUAGGUACAACUCAAUUUAAAUGGCAAGCAAUUUGGAAUACUGAAUGAAUUCUUAUUUAGUCAAUAAAGAUAUUCCUUUGGUAUAUAUAAA